Austrofundulus limnaeus is the source of this 5041-nucleotide messenger RNA. It is a transcript of the gene trim13, whose product is annotated as tripartite motif containing 13. The transcript is spliced from 2 exons. NCBI's taxonomy places the organism in Eukaryota, Metazoa, Chordata, Actinopteri, Cyprinodontiformes, Rivulidae. The record is from RefSeq and is a predicted model, not a curated record. Bases 564 to 1733 code for a protein of 389 amino acids. Gene Ontology annotation, biological process: protein monoubiquitination. Gene Ontology annotation, molecular function: ubiquitin protein ligase activity; zinc ion binding.
CCAGUAGUUGCAUGUUACUAUGCGCUUGCAAAAAUCUGUCACAGCCCGCCUUCCGUUUGCAGCCUUGCCAACAAGGAGCAGCAUUAAGGGCGAUAAUUUGACGCAUUUUUUUUUUUUUUUUUUGAUUGAUGAGGAAGACAGUGAUUUUGGGGAGCUCGCAGCUCAACCGAACACUGCCUGCUCAGAAAACCGUUCUGUCUGAUCUUUAAACAAAAACUUGUCGUUUCUUUUGGGGACUUUUUGAAAAUCUGUAAGCUUAUUUCAACGAUCAGAGAACAGGAUGUGGCUCUGCUUUAUUUGCGCCAACGGAGCUCCUGUUUGCUCACAUGCCAGGUUUUUACGCGGGCACAGCGAUUCGAGGCGGUUUCACUUACAGGAGGGGGAUACUUCCUACACAGCUGGAGCUGCAGUGAAAAAUUUGUAUCCUUUCGAUGCUUCUGUAGUUUCUUGUUUAUUAUGCUGGUUUUGCUGCGUAAACAUGACGCUGCUUGUGGGUGUGUAAUCUAUGAAGCGCUUUUUAUUGAGUUUUUCCCUCCCUGUCUGAAUGAGUAUUUGACGGCUGGAUGUGUUUACAGGAAAUCACCAUGGAGCAGCUGGAGGAGGAGCUGACRUGCCCGGUCUGCUGUGGGCUCUUCGAGGACCCGCGCGUCCUGCUGUGCUCCCACAGCUUCUGCAAGAAAUGCUUGGAGGGGCUCCUGGAUGGGCUCCGAGCUCCCAGAACGCCCCUCAAAUGCCCCACGUGCCGCAAAGAGUCCCCCCACAACGGCGCAAACAGCCUGCAGAUCAACUACUCCCUGCGCGCGAUCGUGGAGAAGUUCAGCAAAAUAAAGGUGCCCCCUAAAAUGUCCGUCUGCAAGCAACACUACGACCAGCCGUGCAACAUCUUCUGCGCCACAGACCUCAGGCUCAUUUGCGGAUUUUGCGCAACCGCCGACGAGCACGGGGGCCACAGAUUCUGCUCCCUGGAGGAUGCCUUCGAGCUGGAGAAGAAGGCGUCCGGGAUGCUGAUUCGGCAGGUGGAGAGCUGGCGCAGCGCGGAUGCGCUCUCCUGCCUGGAGACGCUGCAAGCCAACAAGAAAAAGACGCUCCAGUUGGUGAGCGAGGACGCGGAGAAGGUGGCGGACUACUUCGACAAGCUCGUCGGUGCGCUCGAGAGCAAAAAGAGCGAGAUUCUGUCCGACUUCGAGACGCUGCGCCUGGAGGUGAUGCUGGCGUUCGACCCGAAGAUCAGCCAGCUGCGCGUGGCGCUGCAGGAGCAGCAGGGCGCGCUCAGCAUCGCGCAGAGCAUGGGGAGCGCACCCGAGCCGCUGGUCUUCCUGCAGCAGAUGCAGGAGUUUCGAGAGAAGAUGAAGGUCCUGGAGGAGACUCCUCUCCGGUCGCGCAAAGACGCGCUCGUCGGACCGCUCGUGCGCAACUUCGACGUAAAGAAGUGGGAUUCCCUCCAACUCGGAGAGAUCGACCAGAUCUCAGUCCCGCACGAAAGUGGAGCGUACAGAACCAGUGGCUCACGGAAGGCGGGGUGCAGAUGGGUCGUUCUGGUCCUGAUUCUGUUCGUGGCACUCCCCCUCCUCCUCCUGCACAGCGCAGGAUGUGAUGAUGGUAGUUGGAUGAGAGCCCCGUUUGUCACCAAACUUUCCUCCCACACUAAAGAAAUGACUGACAUGUUGAUGGCUGCAGGAAUACCUUAUGUGGGAGAAGAGAGGCGGGAAAAAGAAGAAGAAAAAAAGAUGUAAAAUCGGACCACAAAGGGAAUCCGUGAUGUCAGCACAGCCCAGAUUUCAGGCUGUGCGUCAUGGCACGCCUGUACAUAUAUAUAGCUUUCUGUUGCUGGGCGAAUAUAGGAUGAAAACACACGAGUCCGCAUUAAUGUUUCAACUGCAUUGUCACGCAAAAUUUAAAUGGAUACUUAAGUAAUUUCUAUAAAAAAGGUAGCUACAACUUUUAUUGACUGAUAAAAACAUUUAGAGCGCACGAUCAAUUUACGUUUUAUCCAAAGUGCGCUUGUUGAGAGAAUAAAAAAACACCUAAACUGGUUUAAAUUUGGCACCAAACGCGUGAAUAUAAUUUAGUGAAUUACAUGUUUUAUCACCUUUUUAGUAAGUAUGUUCUUUUGUUUUUAAUUACUGUGACAGAGCUCACAGGUGAAACGAAGUCCGAAGGAGGCUGAUGCGCAAUACGCACGGAUCUUUGCUGCAUAACUCCUUUAUGUAUUCAUAAAGGUGAAAAUACAUUUUAUACAUAAAUUCAGAAUAUAGGUAGGCCUAUAACGACUUACGAAAAAAAUGCUGAAUUUCAGCUCAUAAAUCACGUCUUAAUUUUAUGUUUAUUAUUAUUUUUGCAGGCGUCACAUUUUAUUUCCUAAUUAGAUCCUGCACAAUUAAAAUUACUGUCUCCAAUAGAAAUUUUAGAAAGACAAUAAAUCUUUAAUUCCACUAUACAGUCGCGAUCUGUUCAGAAGUAUUGACCUGGUAACUAUUAUCAUUUCAAAAUCGCAAAUAUAAAAGGGAAAAAAAUCUUUAAAUGGUGUAAAAAUGGGGUUUUCCUCCAAAAUAAAAUAUGAAAAGCACGUCCUGAAAUUCUGAAUUUGCGUAAAAGCAUAAAAAUGAAUCCUGGUUUGUUUUAUAAAUUGAGAGGGAAAAAAAGAAUUCGUCGAGAAUCCACAGAGAGUUUUUGUCAUUGUGCGUAAAAUGAGACAGGGCCCGAGCGAGUUGGAGAUUACAAUAAAUAAAUAAAAUAAAAAAACAGGCCUGUAAUUUUUACAAUUAAUGUAAAAAAGUUGAGAUUUAAUAAAAUACAAAGAAAAAAUAGCAAAGGGCAGGUUCUGACGCAUUAAAUAAAACAAGUAAAACCAGGCGGUUGAUUGGAUUGUUUCGCGGAGUUUACAAUCCUCAAUUUAAAAAAGAAAAUGGAAAAAAAAAAAAAUUACAAUGUCUCCAAGGCCGGUUUAAAAAAAAAAAAAAACACAAAAAUCUGAGAUUAUUGUUGUGCGUCCGGGACAGAUAAAUCGCUCCAGUUAAAAUGGAGGCGACGGCACACCGCAGUGUUUUUAUUCAAAUUGAGUCUAACAUUUAUAUUUAUAUGUUCUGAUACUUUUCAUCACAUCAAACCAACAAAUAAACCAUAAAGAUUGUCGAAAUAAAACCUACAGAAAACACAUAUUGUAAAAUAUAUAUUUUUAGAGAGAUAAAAUCCGGACAGAGUGUGGAUGGAUGCUGUUAGUAAAGAUGGAGAAUCGGCAGAUAAUCUGUCUGAUCAGGCCUCUUCCUCCUCCUCCCAGCAGCGCUGCAGAGGCCGCAGGCCCGCUGAGCUGCUCUCCUCUGCCGGCUGGACUUCUGCAGCAAUGUGGAAAAUAUUCAACACGGAACCAAACAGCAGAUUAAAUACUUAGAAUACUGUUAAAGUUCUACUAGUGAUGGUAAAACAAAACAAAAAACACUUGAGACGAAAUCAAUUCAAAUGUUUAUUUCAAACGCCCUAACAUAAAAAAAAAAUCAUCUACAACUGUGUCCAGCAUUUAUUUCUUCAAGUGGUUAAAAAAAUAGUGAACGUGUAAUUUUCAUGCAGUUUUUGAUGGCAGCAGGAUGGUGUUAUUUGUUGAAAACUGUGUGAGCGGUCAGCUUUGCUUCAGCAGCACGAUCAAUACUGGAGAUUUCAGCUAGUCUUAACUCCAAUAUUUACGUGCUGCUACAGUAAGGCUACCAGCAAAUCAGAGUGAGACGCAUCCACCAACUUUACAUUUAUCAUCAGAAACACUAAUCCAAACAUUAUUAACUGAGGCUGCUUCCACUGUCAGGUCGAACAGGUGGAGGAAGUGACAGAUGUGGUGUAGGUUCAGGCGUUAUUGCGGCAGCACAGUAUGGCCUGCAUCUCAGAGUAACCCACAAACCAUUCCGUGCUGCUACAGCACCACCUGAACUGGAAGCACGGUCCCAUUGCUUCUGGCUCAUCAUCCCAGCUAAUCUGCAUUGCGUGUUUACAGAUAGACAGACUAUUCAGCUACCUAAUGAUGAACUGCAGAAUCUAAUUUUGUUCUUCUACCCGCUUCUGAAAUAGGCAGGGAUGGUCACCAUCUGAAACACAAAAACAGAAGGGGAAAUAUGGAUUAAUACAAGCCUGUAUGGUAAACAUCAAAAAUACUCUCACAAAAUUUUAGAGUUUGGUUACAACCAAAGCAGGCUUUGAUGUUGAGGCUCAGCUCAAUGUCUGAAAGCUGCUGGAGGAGGAUGAGGUCAGGGUUUCCCACAAGAAUAAUCACUUAAUGCAGAAAGGCACUGUCAUGGUGAAACAUGAGGUUUUUUUUUUAACUGAUACCACAUUAGAAGAAGUGUUGAAAAGGACUGUCAUAUGGUGGAACAUUUGUUUGUUUUUUUACACCAGCAGUUCUCAGGCGUGAUUGUACACUGGUUCUACGAGGUCAAAUGUUCUUUGUUUUAUUUAUCCAAAAAGUAAAAUGAAGAUUGUUAUUAAAUGUAGAAAAAACUGUGGGACUACUAAAGUUUUGCAAAACAUGCAACUUUUAAAGCACUUCAAAUAAAACUAGUGACUAAACAAGGUCUUAAUGUUACAAAACUAGCAAAAACCGGCUUGCCUAAAAUAAACAAUACAUACUUUUUUUGCCUACAUUUUUUCAAGGACAAGAACUCCCCAAGUACAGGAUUAUUUUUAAGAUCAGUCACUCGCAUAAGAUCUUAAAUUCUUUAUGAAGUAAGCACUUCUGUCAGAUGUAAUGAUAGUUGAUACAUGACAAAUGCAAUAUCUCAGUGAUGUUAGAUAACUACACCACUGCAAGGCUUACUAAAGUAAUGAUAACCUGACAAAACUUAUUGUAGUUAAACAGGAGAAAAAAAAGAAGCACAACUUUGAAAUGUGGUUAUUUCCAGUUUGAAUAAGUACAAUAAAAAUGUGUCCUAAUCCUAAACAUCAAACACUGUCCAAUAACUGACCCAAAAUGUGGAAGAAAGUACAUACAUGUUAAAAAUGUCUCACAUGUCAUAACCAGACUUUUCCUGUUGUAAGGUUUCAGCUGCAAAAUGUAUCAAAA